Molecule: messenger RNA, 1137 nt
Organism: Anthostomella pinea
Lineage: Eukaryota; Fungi; Ascomycota; Sordariomycetes; Xylariales; Xylariaceae
Source: the annotation of a GenBank genome assembly
AUGGCGGGAUCGAGCUCCAAGCCUGCCCGAUACCUCAGCCCUACUUCCACCCACGACUCGGAAUUCAGCGGGCAAUCGCAAAGGCUAUCAGGAAGUUUUCCUCAGUGCUCGCCUAUCGACCGUCAAGAUGCGCUUUGGCCUCGAGUCCGAAAACCCUCUGGUGCACAUUCCCAAGUCGUGGAGGAGUUAGGAAAACUCAACCAGGAUAUAAAAAAGGAGCCUAGAGGAAGAAUAUCCCCGGAUCAGACCAAGAAGAAACAGAAGAUUGACAAGGAGCACUGGGACGAGGCCAUAGCGCCCGUUGUGAAAGGUUUCGCGGACCUCGGCAUCGAGAUACUCCGCGAGAGAGAUGAAAUAGGAAAAGGAGGCAUUUCCGGUGAUCCCCUGGACUACAGCAAGUGGUAUGUCGUGGAAGACGAUUGGAUAUACCCAGUCGUCCCAUGCGUCCAGCCCAAGGCAUCCAAUGUCCGCGACCAUUGGAAGCGCUGCAGCACCAACAUCCACUUUUCGCUCGAUCCUCACGAGAAGAUUCCUCUCGACAAGGCCAAGCGCAUCGCGAUGGCUGCCAUAUACUUCGAGCCCGCUAUCGACGAUCUCAUGGUCGCGCUGCCGGCUACUGGGAAAGACAAGGACAAGUUCAGGCCCGGAGGCUGGAAACGCGCCGAGGAGUGGACGUCCAGCAACGUCCAAGAGACCAUCGAAGACCUCGCUAAGUUAGUGUGUCUCAAUAUCGGAAGAAGAGGCGGCGACCCUUACCGCAAGAAUUACAAAUGGAACUUUAGCGGCCUCAAAUUCAAGACCAUCGAGUUCCGCCAGAUGCCGCCGAUCAUGGAUCGAGAAGCUCCCGUGGACUGGGUCAACUUCACGAUGGCGUUCGUGAAGUCCGCCAUCGCGGUAGACCCCAACAGUCUCGACGCCGACGCUUCAAUACCUAGCGUCGACAUCGAUGGUAGCAGGAAGGCAUUUGCGGCGUCUUAUGGGUUGACCAGUGCCCCCUCCAACAAGGCAGACCUGGAAAAGUUCUUGGACGGGCAGGGGCUCGACCCCGAGUUCUGGAAAAGGAUGCGCGAGCGUAAGACAAAACUCCAGAAUGAUAUGACGGGUCCGGAAACUUUACAAAGCAGGCAGCGCAAGUAG